AUGGGUCAAUCUCAGGGCAAGGCCAAGGAAAAUGAAGAACUUCUACUUACUUCUUCUACAACAAAAACCACUUCAAAGGAGGGGAAUUAUAUAUUGUCAAUAGCAUCUAAACUUUCAAAGGCGUUGCCCACUGGAAUUCUAUUUGUGUUGCAGGCUCUUUCGAAUCUAAUCAACAAUAAUGGAGAAUCAAGAACUGCAGCUUAUCUUCGUAAUAGAUCUCCAUCAUCUGCAUUACACCAGUCUAUUCCAUAUGAAGUGUGGUUUGGAUAUCCUCCUUCUGUUCGACAUCUUCGCAUUUUUGGUUCCACUUGCUAUGCUUUAAUUCCCAAGGACAAAAGAAAUGCCUCAACGGGUAAAGUGCACUGUGGGAUUUCCACCAUUAAUGGCAUAGCCACUUGUAAUAAAGUUAAGCUUGGUAAAAAAUCAGAUUAUAGGCUUAAAGUGAACGAUUUGAUGCAUGCAGCUGUGGCUCUUGUGGUAUUCACUGUAAUGGCUCUCACAAACCAAAAUAUUGUUCAGUGUUUGUACCCCUCUGCUCAAAGCAACAUAAAUAAGGUGUUGCAGGUUGUUCCCAUUGUUGUGAUUGGUGUAAGUAGUGUGAUAGUUGGUCUAGUACCUUCCAAACUAAAUGGAAUCACUAGUCCUGUUACAACUGGUACUAGCACUUAA
Molecule: messenger RNA, 669 nt
Organism: Cryptomeria japonica (Japanese cedar)
Lineage: Eukaryota; Viridiplantae; Streptophyta; Pinopsida; Cupressales; Cupressaceae
Product: protein DMP2-like
Exons: 3
Coding region: 1-669 (222 amino acids)
Biological process (GO): endomembrane system organization
Source: RefSeq, a predicted model, not a curated record